CUAAACUGCAUGCACUGAAUGUUGCUGUAUCUUAUGCCGCGCUCUCCUCCCCGUAACUUAUAAAAACCAUUAACACUUCGACGAAAGUCAUUUAAAAACUGAAUUCAUAAAAGUGUUGUUUUUACAAUUUCUCAUUUGGCUUUCGUUACAUUUGUCCGGUCUUAAGGAAAAUGUCUAGUUUAAUAAAUAUUCUCUAUUUUUACACUUUAUUGCUAUGUAAAUCCGUAAUUUCAGCUGGCACUCCUGCGCAUACAAAUAAUUACAAGCUGGUUUAUUUUGAUUCUCGUGGUCGCGGUGAAUUUAUGCGGAUUACAUUUGCCGCUGCUGGACAAAAAUUUACUGACUUUCGAAUAACUGAGUCGCAAUGGCCGGGAACUUUCAAAGCGAAAACUCCUUGGGGAACACUGCCAUAUCUUGAGGUCGAUGGAAAAGUUUUAGGAGAGGCCAAACCAAUUAUCAGGUUUUUGGGACAACGUUUCGGGUUUUUGCCUGGUGGAGACUGGGAACAAGCUUUGGCCGGCUCAAUUGUGGAAAAGGCCUUGGAGAUUUAUGAUGGAACAGUAACGAUUUUAUUCCAUACCCCCGAAAGCGAUAAGAAAAAUGCUACCAAUAUAUUCAUGACCGAUACAUUACCGACAAUUUUCCGAAACAUGGAGAAAUUUAUUACCCAGUAUGGAUCAAACGGACAUGUUGUUAACGUUGGAAAUAAGCUGACAAUUGCAGACCUGUCAUUAUUUUGCGCUAUCGAUUUACUGAAAGAGUGGAAAUUCGUCAAAGUCCCCGUGACUUUUCUCAACCCUUAUCCGAAAACUAAAGCGGUGUACAACGAAGUUGCAAAAAAUCCGAGAGUUGCGCAAUAUAUAAAGACUCGCAGAUAAACUGGUGGUGACCUAUCAAGAAUUCCUAAUGACGCUCAAAACCAUCUGGAAGCCUUAAAUAAUUUGUGGCAAUUGCAUCAGACUCAUUAUUACUGUGUGCGCAAUAUUAAAUGACUAGCAAUAAAAAAUUCCCUGAUUAACAGCUCGCCGGGUUC
Messenger RNA from Paramacrobiotus metropolitanus, 1033 nucleotides. RefSeq names its product glutathione S-transferase 1-like. The record is from RefSeq and is a predicted model, not a curated record. The transcript has 8 exons. Gene Ontology annotation, molecular function: glutathione transferase activity. NCBI's taxonomy places the organism in Eukaryota, Metazoa, Tardigrada, Eutardigrada, Parachela, Macrobiotidae. Gene Ontology annotation, biological process: glutathione metabolic process. The coding region runs from base 171 to 878 and encodes 235 amino acids.